Daucus carota subsp. sativus is the source of this 1186-nucleotide messenger RNA. Its product is annotated as protein LSD1-like. Bases 243 to 749 code for a protein of 168 amino acids. The transcript is spliced from 7 exons. NCBI's taxonomy places the organism in Eukaryota, Viridiplantae, Streptophyta, Magnoliopsida, Apiales, Apiaceae. The record is from RefSeq and is a predicted model, not a curated record.
AUAUGUAAAAUGCUAGGAUAAGUAUUUUAUUUAGAGAAGGGAGGGAGAAGAACAACAGUGAAAGAGAUAGGAAAAUUGUGGCAAAGAUUAUUACUAUUACAUGUUCUUCUUGGGAAACUUCUUUACACUUCUCCCAAUGCAAUAAAACAAGAGUGGUUUCCCAUUUUCUUGGAGAAGAACAACAUAAUCUUGUAUCCCCAGCUUUAUCAAAUCCUUGGUUUUCUCACAAAUUUCUUCUAGCUAUGCAGAGUCAACUAGUGUGCAGGGGAUGUAGGACGAUGCUUCUGUACCCACAAGGAGCAGCAAAUGUUUGUUGUGCAGUGUGCAGCGUAGUUACUACCGUACCUCCUCCAGGAAUGGAUAUGUCCCAACUAAUAUGUGGAGGUUGCCGUACAUUGCUGAUGUAUACUCGUGGAGCUUCAAGUGUGAGAUGCUCGUGCUGUCACACCGUGAGCCUUGUGCCAGCACCAAACCACCAAGUUGCUCACAUCAACUGUGGCAAUUGCACCACAACACUUAUGUAUCCCUAUGGAUCUCAAUCUGUCAGAUGUGCCAUUUGUCAAUACGUAACCAACAUAAAUAUGGGUAAUACAAAUAUCCCUGUUCCUGCAAGCAGACCCGAUGGAACAGCUUCAUCUGGAACAACAACUGCUACUUCAACAACUCAAACAGUUAUUGUCCAGAAUCCUAUGUCCGUUGAUGAAAGUGGAAAAACAGUGAACAACGUUGUUGUUGGUGUUACAACUUGAGAAAACUGAUUUGAUUGUAACAACCGAGCUUCAAGACUCUUCAAAUCUGUAUCUGUUGGUCAGUGACUACUUGUGUUUUCAAAUGUGACAUGCAUAAUAGGACGGUAACAUAUCCUGCCAUUUUUCAGGACGGGAAAAUUUUCUUUUUGGAUGUAAAAUGAUGUAAAAACGACUUAGAACUAUAGAGGAUGGUGAUGGCUAGUAAUUAGUUGUGUGAAAAUCUUUUGUUUUUAUCGGCAAUCAAGCCAGUUGCCUGGAAUAUAUAUGCAAGUGCAGAGAAAGAGGGGCUAAUGUGCACCUGUCUUUGUUAAAUAAAAUUUAGUUUAUUCAUUGUUGUUGUAGAUUGUUGUCUGAUGUAUGUUCUGUCAGCUACUGACUUCCUUGAUUUUAUGGGAAGAAUAACUUCUCUUGAUAUAUAUAAAUGAAUUUUCAUUCUA